Messenger RNA from Chelonus insularis, 990 nucleotides. RefSeq names its product tigger transposable element-derived protein 4-like. Lineage: Eukaryota; Metazoa; Arthropoda; Insecta; Hymenoptera; Braconidae. The coding region runs from base 1 to 990 and encodes 329 amino acids. Gene Ontology annotation, molecular function: DNA binding. The record is from RefSeq and is a predicted model, not a curated record. Gene Ontology annotation, cellular component: nucleus. The transcript has 2 exons.
AUGCCAAAACGAAAGCUACAAUCGUUAUCAUUACGUGAAAAACUGAAGUUAAUAUCCGUUUAUGAAAGUGGGAAGACACGCGAAGGAGUUUAUGCCGAAUUUAAUGUGCCAAAAUCUACUCUUUGUAGAAUAAUUCAGAGUAAACAUAAAAUUGAAUCACAGUGUUCUGAAGGACAAGGAAAACUAAAACGUGUACGUUUAUCAGAAUACCCUGAACUUGAACAGUGUUUGCUAACUUGGGUCAAGCCACUUCGUAACAAAAACGUUCCGGUAAGUGGACCGAUGAUUAAAGAAGAGGCACAAGAUUUCGCGCGAAGGCUCGAUAUUCAUAAUUUUUGUAGCAGCAAUAGUUGGAUGGAAGGUUUUAAGAAAAGAAACGGUAUAGUUUUCAAAGCAAUUUGUGGAGAAAGUAACGCUGUUGAUGUUAACAAAUGUAGCCAAUGGAUUGAAGACCUACCAGCUCUAUUAUGCAAUUAUUCUGCUGAUGAUAUUUUUAACGUAGACAAAGCGGGUUUAUUUUAUAAGUGUCUACCUGAUAAAACUUUUACCGUAAAAGGUAAGUCUUGUCAUGGCGGGAAACUUAGUAAAGAGCGCAUUACAAUACUUUUAGGUGCUAACAUGUCAGGAACUGAAAAGUUGCCUAUCCUAUUAAUCGGAAAAUCUAAGUCUCCACGAUGUUUCAAAGGUGCUAAAACUUUGCCUGUGAAUUACCAAAAUAAUAAAAAGGCAUGGAUGACGUCCACUAUUUUUUCUGAUUGGUUGAAGAAUUUGAAACCAAGAAAUGAAAGCUCAGAAGGGAAAAAUUUUAAUGCGAUGAGGUUUGCUAAAAAAGCUUGGUUUUCUGUGACCAAAACUACUAUAGCAAACUGCUUUAAGAAAUCUGGAUUUAAAUCUGAAGUAACUGUAGCUGAAAGCUUACAAGAGGAGGGCGAAAAUUUAGAAACUGAUGCUGAAGAUUGGAACUUAGGCAUCAGCAAUGACAAUAUUUAA